Messenger RNA from Oncorhynchus nerka (sockeye salmon), 2867 nucleotides. RefSeq names its product coiled-coil domain-containing protein 63. Lineage: Eukaryota; Metazoa; Chordata; Actinopteri; Salmoniformes; Salmonidae. Gene Ontology annotation, cellular component: axoneme. The transcript has 10 exons. The record is from RefSeq and is a predicted model, not a curated record. Gene Ontology annotation, biological process: outer dynein arm assembly; cilium movement. Bases 365 to 1807 code for a protein of 480 amino acids.
AUAUUGUAGUUGCAUCUAGUCCAUGUACAGGUUACCCGAUCAUGUUUCACCAUUCCCCCCAACCUAUGAUUGAACAAUUGGCAUUGCGUCAGAGGUGAUCAUCAUGGAACGAUUUAAGAAUUCGAAAAUGCGUUCUAAAAAUCACGUUACUCCAUAUAUCCACAAUAGCAAGUGAGGUCAACAUAAUUGAUUUAUAUUUCUUUAUAUUUUAUAAAGUCAACGUAUCAUUAGCCUUGUCAAUACAAUUUAGAAACAGUGGAGACAUUGGUGUAAUAACAAUCAUCAGCGAGAUAAGUUUAAAAAUAAUAAUUCACAAACUAAGAUAUCGAAGACUACACGGCCUAGGCCGAAACUGGCCAAAAUAAUGCCCCCCAAAAAUCCGAAAAAGACUGACAACCUUCAUGAGCAACACCAGCGACUCCUUGUGGAUAAUGACAGUUACCUGGUUGCCAUCCGAAAACAGAAGGAACACCUUGCCAGUCUGGACACCAAGAUGAAGGAGAUGCAGACCAAACUGUUGCAGAGGAAGAAGGAGAUGGGUGGUAGGAUCCGCAGCCUGAAGAGACCUCUUCAUCAGAGGAAGCACAUCCGCAUCAUGGAGGUCCGUGUCAACCAGGCCACUAAAAGCUUUGACAAGUUGCUAUGCAGCAACCAGGCAUUGCGUGAUGAGAUUGACCACCUGCGGCGCCAGAGGUGCUCCUUCGCCCUUAUGUACCAGCGUCUGAGCAGAGAGCUACUGUCCCAGCACAAUGUCAUGGAAUACCUCGUGGAGAAGUCUGUCCUUGCCUACGACCAGCGGUCCGAGGCCCUGGCCCGCAUGCUAGCUGUGAGGGAGCGUAGCAAGAAGGACACGUCUCUCUGCCACACUGAGAUGACUGAGCUGAAGAGAGUCAUCGACCACGAGAUCAAACUCCGCAGCUUCAUGGUCCAAAAGUCCAAGGAGAGUGUCCCCAUAGGCGAGGAAGAAGAGGCCAAAAAGAGAAGGGCCGAGCAGGCUCAGCGUGAGCGAAUGGGAGGAGAGAGUCUGGAGACCUACCAGGCGGUGCACCGGCUGCUCGUGGAGGUGAGCGGCAACAGCGACCUACGUCAGCUCGGCAGGACGUUUGUGGAGAACGAGGAGAAGAGCUUUGCUUACUUCAACUACAUCAACGAGCUGAACAACAAUAGCACCAUGCUGAAGGACCGCAUCAACAAGCUCAGGACUGAGAUCCUGCACUUUGAGCUGGAGAACAAGCAGUAUGAUCAACAGUGGCAGGGCCAGCUCAAGGAACUGGAGAGAGAGCUGGAGCAGCGUAGUUGCCGGGCCAAUCAUUUGGAGAGCCAGUACACUGUGGUUCUGAAGUGUUUGGACCAGCAUAAGACGGCCAUCGCCCACCUGUUUAACAAGAUGAAGUGUAACCCUGCUUCUAUCAUUGGCAAGCUGGGCUGCAGCGCUCAGGUCACUGAUGACAACGUCACCCAGUUUAUCGGUAUCCUGGAGGAGGAGAUGCACCAGCUGUUGAUGUUCCUGUCCCAGUGCAGCUACAAGGAGGCCGAGGAGAUGGAGCUGCCCCCUCAGAACCUCCUACUGGUCAGCUGCAGCCUGCUGCCCGCCGUGACCUCCUCUGCUACAGAGGCACCCUCCUUCGACGACAGCACCACUGAAGCACUACUGGGCCUGGGCAGCGAGCAGCCUCUGGACUUCCAGACCCUGCGUGAGCGGGUGCUGCCCCGGGUGAUGCAUACUGAACAGGGUAAGGUGCCCAAGGCCCCAUCUGCCCCCCUAAGAGGAAAGAAGAAGGUGGGCUUCAACCCCAAGUCUGCCUGAGCAGGAGCCUCUGACGCUCACAAGACAUGGUGCUCACAUACUGCGUUGUUUUAAUGUCAAAGAAACCAUUACAGCAUUUAGCUUUAGUCCUUGGUCUCAGUAAUCUGUUCAUUGUUCAACGUGUCCUUUGCCCCCCACCCCCACCACUGCUUUUGAACAGGUUUGUUCUCAUUGUUGGAGGAAAUAACACAGCUCAUCUAGGCCCUUAUCCCUAGUCUCCCACCCCAGGAAAGAUACUUAGUUUUGGGCAAUGAAAUAACAAAUGGUGGGUGGCUCAGGGCUUUGCACCUCUGCGUCAAGGUCUGUCAGCAUGGCCAGGCACCACCUCAGUGGAGUAACAACAGGCUUUACGGGGAUCACUGGCUGACAGCUUAGUGUCUGCCCUGCCUUUGGGAUGCAUCAUGCGGUGUAACGUUACCCCGUAACCUCAUGACAUGCACUAAAAUAAACACGGGGGCUUUGUCUUUCCAAACCAAACCCCAUGUUUUGAUGGAGAGUGUUAGGCCCCUCUGUACCUUGAAGACCAGUGUGAUGCCAGAAGACGGCCAUCUCUGCUACAUCACUGGCUCUCAUUGCUCCUCUCUAAAUGCAGAAGGCUACAUGCUCUUAGUCUUAGAGGAUCCAUAAUAUUCUCAGAUGCUGGGCAGGACUGCUACCAAAACAAAACUAAAACCCUGAAUCAGUUUACAAACCAAUAGAAAAGCUCUCCCUCACUGAACAGAUCAUUUGAACCUCACAAACUCUCCUCUUGGGCUGUUUGUGCGUAAGCAGCAUUCUCCUAAUACUAUUUUCAACCCAUACUGAUGUCAUUAACCCCUGAUGUAAACUCCUGCUAGUGAUGAAACCUUACAGAUUAAAAGGUAUUGAUUUUGUGUAUUACUUAUUUACAACACAGUGUGAUGCAACAGUUAUGUGAUCAACUUGGGCAAAAUAAUUGAGGGAAGCACACACCCAUUGAUGCAUAGACUUGAUUUGUUGAGUUGAUACAGAAUAUCACUUAAGAUGACAUUCGUUCCAAUAUGUCAUCAGUCAUUCAAGUAAAUAAAGGACAGUGAAUAUA